Molecule: messenger RNA, 2245 nt
Organism: Closterium sp. NIES-67
Lineage: Eukaryota; Viridiplantae; Streptophyta; Zygnematophyceae; Desmidiales; Closteriaceae
Source: the annotation of a GenBank genome assembly
CACUUCCCCUGUCUUCCCUAACGCGACCUUUCACAUGCCAUGGCUGUCAAGGCAUAAUGCGAUCUACUGACAUCUACGAACCUGUUAACUGUUACUGCUGAGCAUCCUCAGCACGUAGCCACGGAGCCCAUGGAACUGGCGUACAGUGCCGUGAAGAGCCUUACAGGAGCAAUUCUCGGGAAGCGACUAUGGAGCGAGAGACAACAGGAAAAAAGCAGCAUCCUACCACCGCCAUUAAAACGGUGUUGUAUUAAUAAGCCUGCGUCUUUAGCUCUCAUCCCUCGUGCACCAGUUUCCAGCUUUCGCCUCGUUCCCGUGUGCGCUUCGUCAAGCAGGGACAGUAACGGGUUACGCAAUCACGCCUCCCAUUAUCGAGGCGCUGGUGCUUCGUCUGAAUCACACAAUCGAGCAACUCCAGUGGGUAGGCAUGGAAGCGACAGCGGAGCUCGCCGCCUCUUUGAUUAUGCUAGAGAGCCUUGUAUCGGGGACGCGGGUGUACGAGCUCAACGGGCUUUGGCCAAGGCAAGCACAGCAGGUAUCGGCGCAGCGGAUCUCACGAAUAACGCGAGUGUGACUAUAAUGGACGGUGUCCGGCCAGGCGCAUAUCUCACUGACGGGGGAGAACUGACUCAUAAUAACGGGAUCGUUAACCAGCCUAUUGACUUUAACGAGGACGUCUUAAUUUCGGCCGAUCUCCCCGCUGGGAGCGCCGUUAGCCCCGCGACACAAGCGCGGCGGCGCUUCAUAGAGGACAAGGGCGCGGGGGACAACGUGGCGGCGGAGCGGGCGGAGAUGCUUGCGCGCGUGCUUGCGCCGAGCGGAGACUGCAUUCCGCGGAUCAAGCUCGGCGCGGCAGGGGGGGCGGGGGGAGCUGCGGCCGGGUGGUCGGGGGAGGGGGAAGCCUCGCGCGCGAACACGACGCAGCCAAUCCGACGAGCCCAGCGACGAGCGCUCAGCGCGAAUGGCGGCGGGUCGUCUUCGUCGUUCCCGCUGUCUGCCGCCUCUGCGACCACCUUCGUCGCCGCGUGCGUCGUCGCUGCUGGCGCCGCUUUCGCACGGCACAAGUCGCUCCCAGCUCCGCCGGCUGCCUCUGUCUCAGCAAUGGUGGCGCCGGCCAGUCUCCCAGUCAAGGACCAGGUGCUGGGCCACUACGCGGUGGAGGAAGCACCUACAAGCGACCUGCGCCCCGUGCUGGGUGAUGGCAGUGUGCAGCUGCGCACGGCAGCAGCGCGCGCGUUCCUCUCCAUGCAGGAUGCUGCACGGCGGGAUGGCAUCUUCCUCACCCCGCUCUCAGGGUUCCGGUCGGUGAAGGACCAGCAGUCAGUGUUCUACGGAGUGAAGGCGGCUCGCAACCAGAACAUCAGACAGCGAGCCAAGGUAUCCGCCCCUCCAGGUUUCAGUGAGCAUCACACGGGCUACGCCCUUGACAUUGGGGAUGCGAAUUCUCCUGCCACACAUCUAGAGUUUGAUUUCGAAAACACCGAAGCAUUCUAUUGGCUGCAGAAGCAUGCAAACAGGUUUCACUUCGAGUUGUCCUUUCCGCCUGACAACACAAGGGGCAUCAUGUAUGAGCCGUGGCACUGGCGAUUUGUUGGCGACGAUCACAGCACGGUCACCUUUUAUGGCCAACGGGUGGUUACCCCGUAGCGAUCAUUCAUUGGUAUCCAUUGUGCAUAUGGAUGCACAUGGUAUAUUGACACUCCAUUUGCUACUCCUGUACAACUACCAUUACUCUUACCCUCCCCUUUCCAACCACUUGCUCAAGACUUCGCACGUGGUGCAAGGAUUGUCAAUCAACUUUCACCAGCUUUACCUUCGCUUUUCUAUCAAGGUGGUACUAGCAACCAGGUCAACCCCUCUUUCCAGCUCCCACUCCUACAGCAUGUGGCAUUGCCAUGCCUCCCUCCCUUCAGGAACUUGACGUCCACGGUACUUGGCAGCACUAGCUUCGUCAACCCCGAGAGAGUGUACCAGUGUACAUGGAUGUCAUCGUGCUCGUAACCAAAUCCAAACCCAAUCGGGCAGGGUCAAGAGACAUGCACCCACCAGAAACAUGGGCUGCCUGUUUGAACUUACCAGGAGGAUGUGCUGAAUGCACCUACAUAACAUAACUGUACCACCAGAAAAGUGUGCCUCUUCCUUGCAUCUAGGUACACGGAAAAAGAAGCACGUGCUGCUUGCACCUAGCAGAAGCAUGUGCUGCUCUGCUUGCUUGGAGGCAGCAGAAAGAGGCAUAGCAUGGGCU